Molecule: messenger RNA, 830 nt
Organism: Marmota flaviventris (yellow-bellied marmot)
Lineage: Eukaryota; Metazoa; Chordata; Mammalia; Rodentia; Sciuridae
Gene: Tlcd3b
Product: TLC domain containing 3B
Biological process (GO): ceramide biosynthetic process; lipid homeostasis
Cellular component (GO): membrane; endoplasmic reticulum
Molecular function (GO): sphingosine N-acyltransferase activity
Source: RefSeq, a predicted model, not a curated record
GCAUGGCCCUGCUCUUUGUACUAGGUUGCGUCUUCUUCCCAGUAUUCUUCGCUAUCCUCCGUUGGGGCCUGCAGAACUACACCAAACUGCAGAUGGAGGCAAGAGAGGCUGUUUUGGUGGCAUCCAAGUUAGUGUCCUCCGUCCAAGCCAUCAUGGCCUCCACAGCUGGCUACAUCGUCUCCACCUCCUGCAAGCACAUCAUCGAUGACCAACACUGGCUCUCCUCCGCCUACACGCAAUUUGCAGUGCCCUACUUCAUCUACGACAUCUACGCCAUGUUCCUCUGCCACUGGCACAAGCACCAGGUCAAAGGGCAUGGAGAGGACAACGGGAGACGCAGAGCACCGGGCAGCACCUGGGCCGUGGUGCGAGGCUACCUGCACAAGGAGUUCCUCAUGGUGCUCCACCACGCUGUCAUGGUGCUGGUGUGCUUCCCCGUCUCCGUGGUGUGGCGACAGGGGAAGGGAGAUUUCUUUCUAGGCUGCAUGUUGAUGGCAGAAGUCAGCACCCCCUUUGUCUGCCUUGGCAAGAUCCUCAUCCAGUACAAGCAGCAGCACACGCUGCUGCACAAGGUGAACGGGGCCCUGAUGCUGCUCAGCUUCCUGUGCUGCCGGGUGCUGCUCUUCCCCUACCUGUACUGGGCCUACGGUCGCCACGCCGGGCUGCCCCUGCUGGCUGUGCCCCUGGCCAUCCCGGCCCACGUCAACCUGGGCGCCGCGCUGCUGCUCGCCCCCCAGCUCUACUGGUUCUUCCUCAUCUGCCGCGGGGCUUGCCGCCUCUUCCGGCCCCGAGGCUCCCCGCCACCUUCUCCCUGUCAGACCCAGGAUUGA